UUUCCGCUUCUUGACUCCUCCCAUUUCCCAGAGUUCUCUCUCUCCGACGUCCGCCAUUGUGGUGACAGGGUGGCAAUCUCGCAAUGUCGUCCCACAAAACGUUCCGUAUCAAGCGCUUCCUCGCCAAGAAGCAGAAGCAGAACCGGCCGAUCCCGCAGUGGAUCCGCAUGAAGACCGGCAACAAGAUCAGGUAUAACUCUAAGAGGAGACACUGGAGGAGGACCAAGCUGGGAUUGUAGAUGCUCUGCUCCAGAUGUCCCAUGCCCCAUUGCUCACCUCCAUCCCAUCAGAAGACCAUUAUCCAGUCCUGCGGGAAAUCCACAGGAUCUGGGACUGCUGUCUACGCCUUUUGUACAGAUACUUCUGGUUAUGUCAGUAUGUCAACAAUAAAGUGACAUGAAGUGGAAAAA
Molecule: messenger RNA, 410 nt
Organism: Scleropages formosus (Asian bonytongue)
Lineage: Eukaryota; Metazoa; Chordata; Actinopteri; Osteoglossiformes; Osteoglossidae
Gene: rpl39
Product: ribosomal protein L39
Exons: 3
Coding region: 84-239 (51 amino acids)
Biological process (GO): translation
Cellular component (GO): cytosolic large ribosomal subunit; ribosome
Molecular function (GO): structural constituent of ribosome
Source: RefSeq, a predicted model, not a curated record